Molecule: messenger RNA, 582 nt
Organism: Arachis ipaensis
Lineage: Eukaryota; Viridiplantae; Streptophyta; Magnoliopsida; Fabales; Fabaceae
Source: RefSeq, a predicted model, not a curated record
AUGAUUAAUGGAUAUUGCAAGAGCAAAAUGGUGGACCAAGCAAUCACUCUCUUUAAAGAGAUGCGUUGUAAAAGUAUAGUUCCCGAUAUUGUAAUUUACAAUUGCCUUGUUGAUGGUUUCUGCAAAUUAGGAAGAAUACCAUGGGUACAUGAUCUUCUUGAUGAAAUGCAGAAAGAAUUGUUACAUGCUUUAUGCAAAAUCCAACAUCUUGAUGAGGCAAUAACACUAUUUUGGAAAAUUAUUGACAAAGGGUUUCGUCCAAAUGCCUACAUGUGUAGUAUUCUUUUGAAUGGAUUGUUCAAAUGUGGAAGAGUAAGAACUGCAAGAGAGUUUUUUGAGCAUCUUUUGAUCAACAAUUGUUGUCUAAAUGUUUUGACCUAUAAUAUUAUGAUAAGUGGGCUUUGUAAAGAGGGCUUGAUGGACGAAGCAAUGACCUUAUUUUCAAAAAUGAAAGGAAAUGAUUGUCUUCCAAAUGCUGUAAAUUAUGAAACAAUUGUUGGAGCUCUUCUUGGUAGUAAUAAGAAUGAGCAAGCUGUAAAGCUUCUUCAUGAAAUGAUCAGUGAAGGACUGAAGGUCUACUGA